Messenger RNA from Suillus fuscotomentosus, 609 nucleotides. RefSeq lists its product as uncharacterized. NCBI's taxonomy places the organism in Eukaryota, Fungi, Basidiomycota, Agaricomycetes, Boletales, Suillaceae. The record is from RefSeq and is a predicted model, not a curated record. The coding region runs from base 1 to 609 and encodes 202 amino acids. The transcript has 3 exons.
AUGGCGAACCACAACCGUCUGGACCGUGAAGGUCAAACUAUCCUUGAUGCUGUAAUACAGCUUUUAUCCUCGUCGAUGCUCUCCCCGGAUGACGCUCACAAUCUCAUUCGAGUUGUUGUUGACAGUACCGAGUUACAGUCACCUUCCACUUUGGAGACUCCUCAGCCCCCUGCUCCUCACCCCACUACCCAGAUUCAUCUCGCGACCUCUCCCAUUGUAACUCCAGCUUCCACUUCGCAGACUCCAGUUCCCACUGCGCAGACUAAAUCUCCCACCCCCCUUGUUGUGCAGACUCUUCAGCCUCCUGUGUCCCUCCCAGUUCUGUCUUCAUCCAUCCUCCCAACAACCACAACAACCUUCAACGGGGAGGAAAGGCGUCAGCAGCAAUACAAUGGCUUCACCUUUGAUAUUCCAUCUGCUGACGCAAAUGGACCAUUCUACCUUGUCAACCGAGGUCGCCGUGUUGGCGUUUUUGAUACAUGGCCAUGCACUUCCCCCCAUGUGAUUGGGGUGAAAACAUCUUCGUAUAGUCGUGCGCGGUCCUUGGAUGAUGGGAUUUCGCGUAUCAUGGAUGCCAUAGACCUAGGAGAAGCAGUAUGGCUUCCUUGA